Molecule: messenger RNA, 1933 nt
Organism: Drosophila willistoni
Lineage: Eukaryota; Metazoa; Arthropoda; Insecta; Diptera; Drosophilidae
Gene: Dolk
Product: dolichol kinase
Exons: 3
Coding region: 88-1578 (496 amino acids)
Biological process (GO): dolichyl monophosphate biosynthetic process
Cellular component (GO): endoplasmic reticulum membrane
Molecular function (GO): dolichol kinase activity
Source: RefSeq, a predicted model, not a curated record
GGACAUCUAAGACUAACCGAUAACCAAAUCACGGUUCACACUUAAUCGGUUCAGCUCAAAAUUGAAGAGUGACCGUUCAGAAGCUAAAUGGCCUCCACCUCCAGCAGCAACUCCAACUCUGAUGAGGAUGAGGGCAGUGAGCGGGAAACACGACAUACGCGUCGGCUUGGGUGCUCCAACAAGCGCUCACAGGCAAUAAUGCCCAGACUUUCUGCUUCAACAGGCGGCUGGUUGUGUGUCCUAUUGCCCCUCGCCCUGGCAUCACGUUAUCUGCACACCUCCCCGUCCGCUUGUGUCGAUGUGGAUCAUUUGCACAAAAUGCUAACUGUGGCAGCGCUUGGAAUGUGUGUGGAGACAGUUUGCUUCUUCGUCUACAUGUUUGUUGACACGGGCAUAUUAACAAAAUGUGCCAUAAGUCUGCUGCCAGGAGCAAUAACAAGCAUCUUCUACACCCUAUUUCUGCAGACGUCGCGCACAUUUGCUGUGGUGGCUGGUUUCCUGAUCACAGUGCUCUAUCAGCAUGCAUACAUUAGUAUCCUGCGUGGAUUCCCGUAUACCUUCAGCUUUGGUGAGGCUGCAAUCUUAGUUCAGGGCCUAGCCCUGUUCGUCAUAAGUUGUAUCUAUCGCUUUGGCCAAAUGAUUGGACAGAACUGGUUCGUGGCGACAACGGAAUUUGAAGAACUUAAUGUGAUCAUGCUGAAUGCCUUAAUGUGGCUAUUGAUAUUCUGUGUGCUAAUGCGAAAGGUUCCUCUACUGAGACGACCAGGACGCUUCUAUGUCGUCUUUGGCCUGUUAAUGGUGGCUGUCACCUGUAUGCCUGUAACCAGUCGGCUACCCGUGUUAAGUUUGCUCAAUUUCAUCUUUGCCGACACAAAGAGAAUUCAAGUAAUUAUGUUUUACUUUGUGCUAGUUGGUCUCACCUGCCUCACCGUAUCAUGGCAGCUGGGCAAACAAAAUGCCAAUACCCGUAUACGUAAAAUAUUUCAUUUGCUGAUUGUCUUGGUAUUUGUGCCAGGCCUCCUCUUCCAGUGUUCACUGCUCUACAUGGCCACAGGCAUAGCCGUGGCGGCUUUCGUGGUCCUGGAACUCGUGCGUCUAUUGGACAUACCACCAUUUGCCAUGCCAUUGGCGGCAGCCUUUGAAUCUUUUAAAGAUGAAAAGGAUGGCGGCCAAUUGGCGUGGACUCCCAUGUGCUUACUAAUCGGCUGCUCCCUGCCAAUUUGGCUAACACCCUGUCCCUGUGCCGGCGGCGGUGAUAAUACUCUCGUCCUGCUUUCUGGCAUUUUGUCGGUGGGUGUGGGCGACACGGCGGCCAGUUUGGUUGGCUCCAAACUGGGUCGCAAUAAAUGGCAUGGCAAAGGCAACACACGCUCCAUUGAAGGUUCUGUGGCAUUUGUUUUGUCCAUUUUAUUGACCGUUUGGCUAAUGCAAAUCUUUGGUCUCCUUGCCAUGACCCAAGCGAAAUGGUUCGCCACCAUCUUUGCGGCUCUAAAUUCAGCACUUGUUGAGGCAUUUACCGAUCAAGUGGACAAUUUGGUUUUACCCCUAGUCUUUUACAUACUCGUUGGCCUGGCCUAAACACAAAAAAACCAAAAUCAAAAACAAAAACUUAACAACAUUCAAACAAAAAAUGUGCGUGUAAAUGUUAGUUGUGAUUACAUCCAUUCCUUCAAUUUAAGUUUAAGUUUAAAAUGUAAAAUAAGGCAUAUGAACAUUUUCAUAUCAUUGUUAUAAUAAAAAGGACGAAACAAUCCUCUCUAUCUAUAAGUAGUAGAUUAAGAAUGUGUUUUAACACUUACUUCCAUUGAUAUAUUGAAUGAAUUUAGAACUUUAAAGAAAAACUUAUGAAUUGUAUAGCUUUUCAAUGUAAUAAGUGCUUAUCUUUGGGUUACUGAGUCACUCAAUUAAAUUUGAUCUUAUUUUGUAUAGAAAA